This is a messenger RNA of Staurois parvus, 483 nucleotides long. The record is from the annotation of a GenBank genome assembly. NCBI's taxonomy places the organism in Eukaryota, Metazoa, Chordata, Amphibia, Anura, Ranidae.
AUGGGGCUGUCGGGGAGUGACGAUUUCCACACCGCAGGGGGCGAGGAGGAAGUGGUCAAAUACAAGGAUAUAGUGAUCCCUCCCGGUGAGCACCCUCUUCAGUACCGCUAUACCUUCUGGUAUUCUCGCAGGACUCCCUCCCGGCCGGCAAGCACACUGAACUAUGAGCAGAACAUCCGUCAGUUUGCCACAGUGGCCACAGUGGAGCAGUUCUGGAGGGUGUACAGCCAUCUGGUGCGUCCCGGAGACCUGAGUGGGUACAGCGACUUUCAUCUCUUUAAAGAGGGCAUCAAGCCCAUGUGGGAGGAGGACAUCCUGUCCAUCUGGAACAAGACAGCCAAUGAUCAGCUGAGUACAGUCCGCAUCCGAGACACCCUACGGAGAGUCCUCAACCUCCCGCCAAACACCAUCAUGGAGUACAAAACUCACAACGACAGUCUGAAAGACAACUCAAGUUUUAGAAAUACAAAACUGACUCUAUAG